Messenger RNA from Theobroma umbraticum, 3098 nucleotides. Its product is annotated as Tetratricopeptide repeat (TPR)-like superfamily protein. Gene Ontology annotation, molecular function: protein binding. Lineage: Eukaryota; Viridiplantae; Streptophyta; Magnoliopsida; Malvales; Malvaceae. The record is from RefSeq and is a predicted model, not a curated record.
AAAAUAGUCCUUGAAGGAAUCUCAACACCUCAAACGGAAUGGAAGUUUUUGCUCAAAACAUCCAAAUGCUUGAAAUUAUCUUUGCUUGUUUUCUCAAUCCCAACGCAUUUUGCCUGUGCUGCUGCUGCCUGGGCUGGAUUCUAGCACCUUUGAGCUUUGGGUGUAUGAUUUGAUUGAGCAGAAUCUACUGAACCCAAAAGUCUAUUCAAAGUGGUGAUAAUUUUCAGUCACUCUGGAAAUUUUUUUAUCUAAUGAUUCUUAACUUUCAGUCUUUGCAUUCUCUCAGUCUUUGAAUUGAAAAAAGCAAAAGCUUGUCCAUGAUACAGCUCUGAUCUCAAUAUAUGUUGAGAAUUAAUUAUCUCCAUGGAUUCGUCACAAUAUUCAGACGUUGGAAAUACCCCAUCAGAUGUUUAUAUUCCUUUCAUCAACACAAACCUGAAACACCCACCAAAUACAAAUUUACUAAAACCUUAAAAAACCCAAUGAAACCACUUGAAGUUGAGCCAAAAGUUUACAUGCGAGACACAGUAUCAAACAUUUACAAAAUCCUCAAGUACUCAACUUGGGACGCAGCUGAAACGCAGCUGAAGCAGUUACCCAUCAAAUGGGACUCUUUUACAAUCAACCAAGUGCUCAAAACCCACCCACCAAUGGAAAAAGCAUGGCUUUUUUUCAACUGGGUUGGUAAAGUUAAAGGCUUUAAGCAUGACCAGUUCACUUACACAACAAUGCUAGACAUUUUUGGAGAAGCUGGGAGGGUUUCAUCGAUGAAGUAUUUGUUUCAGCAAAUGCAAGAAAAGGGCUUAAAAAUCGAUGCUGUUACUUAUACUUCCGUCUUGCAUUGGCUUUCAAAGAGUAGAGAUGUUGAUGGGGCAGUGGAAAUGUGGGAGGAAAUGAGACGAAAAGGGUGUUUUCCUACUGUUGUUUCCUAUACGGCUUAUAUGAAAGUUUUGUUUGACAAUGCGAGAGUUAAGGAAGGUACUGAUGUGUACAAGGAGAUGCUUCAGUCUGGGAUUUCUCCUAAUUGUCAUACUUAUACAGUGCUGAUGGAGUAUCUUUUUGGGGCUGGAAAGUAUGAAGAAGCCCUUGAGAUUUUCAACAAAAUGCAAGAAGCUGGAGUUAAGCCUGAUAAAGCUGCAUGCAAUAUUUUGGUUGAGAAAUGUUGCAAAGCAGGGGAGACAAGGGCAAUGACCCAAAUCCUUCAGUACAUGAAAGAAAAUUAUCUUGUUCUUCGGUAUCCCAUAUUUCUAGAAGCUCUUGAGACCUUUAAAGUUGCUGGUGAGAGCAAUGUCCUUCUCAGGGAAGUUCAUCCUCAUAUUUCUGUUGAAUGCAUUGGCAAUGAAACAGAAGCUGAGUAUACAGGAAAUGCUUCUGAAGCUCCUUUAAGUUUUGACAGAGGACUAAUGUGGGCUCUUUUGAAAAAGCAAAAUCUUCUUGCAACUGAUAGUUUACUUACUGAGUUGAUGGAUAAGAAUAUAAGGUUGGACUCUGAAAUGAUCUCUACCAUCAUCGAUAUAAACUGUAACCAUUGCAGGCUGGAUGGUUCUUUAUUGGCCUUCAAAUACAGUGUGAAAGUAGGUAUAAAUCUUGAGAGAGCUGCAUAUCUUGCUUUGAUAGGCAGUUUAAUAAGAACGAACGCAUUUACUGAUGUAGUGGAGAUUGUUGCCGAAAUGACUAGAGCUGGACAUUCUCUUGGAGUUUAUCUUGGUUCGCUCCUAAUCUAUAGGCUUGGAUGUGCUAGAAGACCCACUUGUGCUGCAAAGAUUUUUAAUUUAUUGCCUGAAGAUCAGAAAUGCGUUGCUACCUACAGUGCUUUGGUUGGUGUCUACUUCGCUGCUGGGACUGCUGAUAAAGGACUUAAAAUAUACAAAACCAUGCGCAGGAAAGGGAUUUCUCCUUCUUUAGGCACAUACUGUGUCCUAUUAGCUGGUCUUGAGAAACUUGGUAGAGUCUCCACGGCAGAAACCUACAGGAAAGAAAAGAAAAGUCUGCUGAAGAAUGCUCAUUUCCGUGAAUCCAUUCCCAUCGAGGAAAAGAUAUGUGACCUCCUAUUUGCUAGGGAUGUGGUAUCUUGACAAACUUGUGAGGCUAAUUAGCAAACCCACUUUGAUGGAAAGCUGCCAGGUAUGAUGUAAUUAUGAUUUGCUUGAGUGACCAGUAAUGUUUAUGAAGUGCUUCCAACAGAGGAUUAUUGACUACCUAAAUGGCAAGAUUUGCUAGAAGUAUUUAAUUGGUCCAGAGAUUCAAGCUGGUGUUGCUUAUACAGAUCGGACUCUCAUCCUGAUAUGUUGAACAAAUGUUUCAUUGUGAAUGUGUGAAAAUGGAAGUGAUUGAAACAGAGUCCUAUGGUGUUUGUUGAAGGUCGAUUUUUAGGGCUCUCUCUGGGGGAAAUGACAUUGACUAAUCUUCUUGUAAAUGCAUUUGACUGUAAUAGCUGAGUUUUUAAAAUUAGAUGAACAAAGUUCCGUUAACUUCAGCACAAUUUCCCUGUCUAAAUGGGUAAAAAUAAAGAUGCUCCUGAUAAGGCACCUUGGCUCAUAAGGCUAAAGCCUGAUCUUGGUGUAUGUUAGCUUAGCCCUUAGGCCAUAGUACAAGCAUUUUGAACUGCGGGAACUUGGAAUAUGCUUUUCUGCCUUUUCAAAUCUCUGAAAUAUACUAUAUGGUUGGUCUAUCAAUAUGAUUAAGGCAUGUAUGGCACAGAAUACCAACCAAGUUUUACGAUGCAGUACAUUACAUGUGAUCUAUGAACAUGAUUGAAUAUAGAAAGGAGAAAUUCCAGUGGCCUAUAUUGGCAGUGUCAUUGAACAACAGUAAAUGUCUUCAAUCAUGGAUGCAUUAGGUAUCUAUUCACUGAAAAAAGCUUUAUUGUUUAAGCAUUUUAGGGUUCCUCUCUAGGUAUUUAUACGCACUCUCAGUAUUUGUCUAAGUGAAACAGAGAGAUGGUCAAAGAGACAAGGAAAGAGCAAUACUGGUAUGAUCAGGGAUUAUUCCCGGAAAUAUCUCAGGGUCUGCAAUUUUCUUUUUCUUUUCUAGAUCUUGACUUAAAUCAAGACUUAUUGUUAAUAUUCGAGCAUAUCCAAAAUGGGGUUACCUCGUAU